CUAGGCAGCGGCGGCGCUGCUGGCGCUGCUCGGGGGCCGCUCCUGCUCCUCCUCCUCUUCGGGGGCGCGCGCCGCCUGCGCCGAGCGCGCUCUCGCCCGGGUGGGUCCGCCCGCUCCCGCGGGGCGGUGCGCGCGCUCGUGGUGACGGCGCACCCCGUGACGAGUCGCUGUUUCGCCCCCGCCCUGCUCGGCUGCGCAGGGCCGGGGCGCCCCCGCCCGGUGCUCUGCUGCUCCGCAGGAAAUUAUUACAAUCAAGGAGAGAUCCGUAAGAAAGAGCUGGAGCAGAGUUGUUGUGUCCUGGGGAUUCCUGCAUCUGAUGUCACAGUCAUUGAUCACAGGGAUCUUCCAGAUAAUCCUGCUGUGGAAUGGGACACACAUCUCCUCUCCACCAUUGUGCUGGAGCACAUAGAGGCCAAGAACAUCAACCUGGUGGUGACCUUUGAUGCGGGAGGAGUGAGUGGCCACACAAACCACAUCUCUCUUUACUCUGCUGUCAGGUACCUGCAUUCAGAGGGGAAGUUACCUGAAGGGUGCCGUGUGCUCGUGCUCGAGUCAGUGAAUCUCUUGAGGAAGUACAUUUCCUUCCUGGAUGUGCCCAUUUCCUGCCUCCUGCCCGGGGAUGCCCUGUUCAUCCUCUCAGAGGAGGAGACUGAGCAAGCCAAGAGGGCCAUGCGGUGCCAUCGCAGCCAACUGCUCUGGUUCCGUCGCCUCUACGUGCUCUUCUCACGGUACAUGGUGGUCAAUUCACUGCGCCUCCUGUAGCAGGACGUGGCUCACAGCUCCAGGAGAAAAGAAUGACCAAAAAAAAAAGGACCAUGCCAGGCUCAGGACUAAAGGAGACUCCUGUGUUAUGUGCUGGAGAGGACGGGAUGCUCUUUGUGU
This is a messenger RNA of Manacus vitellinus (golden-collared manakin), 882 nucleotides long. RefSeq names its product phosphatidylinositol glycan anchor biosynthesis class L (gene PIGL). Gene Ontology annotation, molecular function: N-acetylglucosaminylphosphatidylinositol deacetylase activity. The record is from RefSeq and is a predicted model, not a curated record. Gene Ontology annotation, biological process: GPI anchor biosynthetic process. Gene Ontology annotation, cellular component: endoplasmic reticulum. The annotation marks the transcript as partial. Lineage: Eukaryota; Metazoa; Chordata; Aves; Passeriformes; Pipridae. The transcript is spliced from 7 exons.